CUCGCCACGUCCCAGGCCCGUCCCUGCUAGGGGCGGUGCCCGCGGGGCUGGGCGGGGACCCGGUGGCCCGACCCUUCCCGCUUCCUCGCCAGCCUGCCUGCGGGAGGGGUAACGGCAGCUGUGUCCAGAUGGAGAGGACGGAGACCCGGCAGAGGAGGCCAGAGGAGCUGGGGCUCCCCCACACCCUCGUCGCAGGAAGAGUCCCCGCGGCCUCGGAGGAGGGAGUGCUCCCGAGUGCUCCUGAGAGCCCGAGGCUUGUUGCUAAGUCCCUGGGGCCUGACCUCUGCAGGGAGACCACCUGGUCCAUCGCCCGUCAGGUGACGGUGCCCUUCAUGUUCUCGGGCCUGGGCAUGUCUGGAGCCGGCAUGCUUCUGAACUAUUACCAGCACUGGCCCGUGUUCACGGAAGUGCAAGACCUGCUGACCUUGGUGCCCUCACUGGUGGGCCUGAAGGGGAACCUGGAGAUGACAUUGGCAUCUCGGCUGUCCACCGCAGCCAACACCGGCCAGAUUGACGACCCCCGGGAGAAGCACAGAGUCAUCAGCAGUAACCUGGCCCUCAUUCAGGUGCAGGCCACCGUGGUGGGGCUCCUGGCCGCGCUGGCCGCGCUGCUGCUGGGCGCCGUGUCUCGCGAGGAGCUGGACCUGGCCAAGGUGGAGCUGCUGUGUGCCAGCAGCGUGCUCACCGCCUUCCUCGCCGCCUUUACCCUCGGCAUGCUGAUGAUCUGCAUAGUGAUUGGCGCCCGGAAGUUGGGGGUCAACCCCGACAACAUCGCCACCCCCAUCGCAGCCAGCCUGGGAGACCUGGUCACCCUGUCCAUCCUGGCGCUGGUCAGCAGCUUCUUUUAUAAACACAAAGACACCCGGUACCUGCGGCCGCUGGUGUGCGUGUGCUUCACCGCCCUGACCCCCGUGUGGGUGCUCAUCGCCCGGCAGAGCCCCCCCAUCUUGAAGAUCCUGAAGUUCGGGUGGGUCCCCAUCAUCCUGGCCAUGGUCAUCAGCAGCUUCGGGGGGCUCAUCCUGAACAAGACCAUCUCCAAGCAGCCCUACAGAGGCAUGGCCAUAUUCACCCCCAUCAUCUGCGGUGUUGGUGGCAACCUGGUGGCCAUUCAGACCAGCCGCAUCUCCACCUACCUGCACAUGUGGAGCACACCUGGAGUCCUGCCCCUCUGGAUGAAGAAGUUCUGGCCUAACCCAUGCUCUACGUUCUGCACCUCGGAAACCAACUCCAUGUCGGCCCGGGUUCUGCUCUUCCUGGUGGUUCCAGGCCACCUGGUUUUCUUCUACAUCAUCUACCUGGUGGAGGGCCACUGGGUCACCAGCAGCACCGUCUUCGUGGUGCUCUACCUGCUGGCGGGCCUCAUCCAGGUGGCGAUCCUCCUGUACCUGGCAGACGUGCUGGUUCGGCUGAUGUGGCACCAGGCCCUGGACCCUGACAACCACUGCAUCCCCUACCUCACGGGGCUGGGGGACCUGCUCGGGACGGGCCUCCUGGCCCUGUGCUUCCUUGUCAGCUGGCUGUGGAGGAGCAAGGCAGAGCUGGAGGCCGUCUCGGGCGCGGCGGGUCCCCCCUAAAGAUCCAGGCGGCCGGCUCGCACCGUGGAGUGUGUCCUCGGACCUACAGCCCGGACAGACACAGCAUCUCUGCAGCUGCGUCCUCCCGGAUUCGGGUCCUCUCGGGUUAGAUGCCUCAACAGACCAGACCCCGGACUGGGUGUGGCGGAGACCAGAAACUUCCUUUGUCAGUGUGCAUUGAAUGGGCCUGCAGAGUGGGAGGCGGGGAGGGGUUGCCCAGGUACGGGGUUCACGGGCAUGUGUGUGCCCAUGGGUAUCUGGCCUGAGCACCCUGAAGGAAAGGGCAUUUCCACUGCCCUUUGGGUGUAUCGGCUGUCCCUGUUUUGCACCCAGGCGGCUGGAUGGGGGUGACACAGGAGGGUUCUGUGCUGUGGCCUGGCCUCAGGGCUCUUGGAGUCACCGUUUACCUCCUGUCCUCACCAGCUCCCAGCUCAGGCCACUCUGCUGCUGAGGCCCCUCCCCUGGGUCCCCCUCCCCGCCCUGGCACACCCCCUCCCUGCUUUUGGCAUCAGAGCUGUCACUAUCUACCCCUUUUUUUUUCUUUUCCUUUAUCUUUGUUUUUUUUAAAGAAAAAAAUCUCUGCUUAGAUUUACAUGAUCAGUGAAGUAAUAAAACAUAGUUUAUAA
Sorex araneus (European shrew) is the source of this 2200-nucleotide messenger RNA. It is a transcript of the gene SLC41A3, whose product is annotated as solute carrier family 41 member 3. Gene Ontology annotation, cellular component: plasma membrane. Gene Ontology annotation, biological process: monoatomic cation transport. Lineage: Eukaryota; Metazoa; Chordata; Mammalia; Eulipotyphla; Soricidae. The record is from RefSeq and is a predicted model, not a curated record. Gene Ontology annotation, molecular function: monoatomic cation transmembrane transporter activity. The transcript is spliced from 11 exons. The coding region runs from base 129 to 1574 and encodes 481 amino acids.